[Candida] anglica is the source of this 492-nucleotide messenger RNA. Lineage: Eukaryota; Fungi; Ascomycota; Pichiomycetes; Serinales; Debaryomycetaceae. The record is from the annotation of a GenBank genome assembly.
AUGACCCAAGUUUACUUUGACAUUUCCGCUGACGGCGCCAAGCUCGGUAGAGUCGUCUUCAAGUUGUACGACGACGUUGUCCCAAAGACCGCUGAAAACUUCAGAGCUCUCUGUACCGGUGAAAAGGGUUUCGGUUACGCUGGAUCCUCUUUCCACAGAGUCAUUCCUCAAUUCAUGUUGCAAGGUGGUGACUUCACCAGAGGUAACGGUACCGGUGGUAAGUCCAUCUACGGUGAAAAGUUUGCUGACGAAAACUUCGCCAAGAGACACGAAAAGCCAGGUUUGUUGUCCAUGGCCAACGCUGGUCCAAACACCAACGGUUCCCAAUUUUUCAUCACCACUGUCCCAUGUUCCUGGUUGGACGGUAAGCACGUUGUCUUCGGUGAAGUUGUCUCCGGUUACGACGUUGUCAAGGUUGUCGAAAGCAAGGGUACCUCUCCAAACGGUACCACCACCGCCAAGAUCACCAUUGAUGCUUCUGGUCAAUUGUAA